Perkinsus marinus ATCC 50983 is the source of this 1073-nucleotide messenger RNA. RefSeq names its product acetolactate synthase, putative. Lineage: Eukaryota; Perkinsozoa; Perkinsida; Perkinsidae. The annotation marks the transcript as partial. Gene Ontology annotation, cellular component: membrane; acetolactate synthase complex. The transcript has 11 exons. The record is from RefSeq and is a predicted model, not a curated record. Gene Ontology annotation, biological process: L-valine biosynthetic process. Gene Ontology annotation, molecular function: flavin adenine dinucleotide binding; acetolactate synthase activity; thiamine pyrophosphate binding.
AUGGACUAUGUUCAGGUCAGUCCGCAGUUCGGGGGGUCGGCGAUCCUCGGCGAAGUCCCUGCCCGACUUGGAGGGAGCGACUGUGUCCUCACCUGUGCCCCCACCGCUUUAUUCGGCCCUUCUUUCUACCUGCCUUGCUUGCCUCACACUCACCGUGUUGUCUAUCAUACCCACAAGGGUCGUUUCGCCAUGUGCCUCCAAGGCAUCAUUCUCAGCGCCUCCCCGUUGGCUCGGCUCGGUGCUGUCCUUGAGAGCCGCAACGCUGACGCCAUUCCCUUUCCCAUAUCUCUCAACAUGGUCGUAGGUAACGUGCUAUGGGCGAUGUUUGGUUUCUACGUCAACGACCACGUUAUCUUCCUCCCUAGUGUUGUUGGCUACACGCUUGGCAUGACGCAGAUAUUGGUCAUCUUGUGGUGUUGGGGGUAUCUCCCCUACGACCUUGCUUUCCUCAAGUUCAUCUUCAGCAGUAGACACAGUAGUCCGGAAACGACUAUUGAGAUGACAGUGCGGGAGAGGGACCAUCCCGAGUACAUCGACACUGCUGAGGAUGGUGCCCACUGUGACAGCGGGGAGGAGGAACCAGAAGAGGGCAAUUUGAAGGUUAAGGAUGGCAGCGUGGUGAAAUUGACGGACCUAGAGUCGGGCACCCUCGUAGCCUUGGCGAUCCGUGCCCUGGGCGUAGGCCAUAUAUUUACUCUCACUGGUGGGCAUAUAUCCCCUAUUCUGGUCGGCUGUAACGCCGUCGGUAUCAAGGUCGUGGAUACACGUGAUGAGAAGGCAGCUGUUUUCGCGGCGGACGCCUAUGCAAGGCUGACAGGCAACAUCGGCGUCUGUGCGGUGACUGCUGGGCCUGGUCUCACGAACGCUGUCACUGCUAUCGUGAACGCUAGGAUGGCCGAAGUCCCAAUAAUGGUCUUGGCCGGGGCCACGUCUAUGAUCCUGAAAGGUAGAGGGAGCCUUCAGGAUAUCGACCAGGGAGCACUGGUCAAAUCAGCUGUGAAGAGCCAAACGACGGUGAAAAGUGUGAAGGAAAUAAUACCAGCUGUAUUACGUGCAUCUGCGGUUGCUGGGAG